This is a messenger RNA of Synchiropus splendidus (mandarinfish), 1351 nucleotides long. It is a transcript of the gene drg2, whose product is annotated as developmentally regulated GTP binding protein 2. Gene Ontology annotation, cellular component: cytoplasm. Bases 100 to 1194 code for a protein of 364 amino acids. The transcript is spliced from 14 exons. The record is from RefSeq and is a predicted model, not a curated record. Gene Ontology annotation, molecular function: GTP binding; GTPase activity. Lineage: Eukaryota; Metazoa; Chordata; Actinopteri; Syngnathiformes; Callionymidae. Gene Ontology annotation, biological process: cytoplasmic translation.
GGGACGAGACGUCUUCCGGAUGGUGAUGCAGUACUCCUGUGCAUGCUGCGGGCGGAACUGUUUUUAAAGUUGUACCUGUAGUACAGUCCAACAGACACGAUGGGAAUCUUGGAAAAAAUCUCCGAAAUUGAGAAAGAAAUUUCUCGGACUCAGAAAAAUAAAGCUACUGAGUACCACCUGGGUUUACUGAAGGCCAAAUUAGCGAAGUACAGAGCUCAACUCCUUGAACCCUCCAAGUCUGCGGGGGCCAAAGGCGAGGGCUUCGAUGUUAUGAAAUCUGGAGAUGCUCGUGUUGCUCUCAUUGGGUUUCCCUCUGUGGGCAAGUCCACCUUUCUUAGCUUGAUGACCGCAACGGCUAGUGAAGCAGCUUCCUACGAGUUCACGACUCUGACCUGCAUCCCCGGAGUCAUAGAGUACAAAGGUGCAAACAUUCAGCUGCUGGAUUUGCCGGGUAUCAUCGAGGGAGCUGCUCAAGGAAAGGGAAGAGGCCGACAGGUCAUCGCUGUUGCCCGGACAGCUGACGUCGUGAUUAUGAUGUUGGAUGCUACUAAAGGAGAUGUCCAGAGGACCCUUUUAGAAAAGGAGUUGGAGUCUGUUGGCAUCAGACUGAACAGGACAAAACCCAAUAUUUAUUUCAAGCCUAAGAAAGGAGGCGGUCUGUCCUACAACUCCACUGUUCCUCUCACCCAUUGCUCCGAGAAGCUGGUGCAGCUCAUCCUUCACGAAUACAAAAUCUUUAAUGCAGAAGUGCUGUUCAGGGAGGACAGCACACCAGAUGAGUUCAUCGACGUCAUUGUUGGAAACAGAGUUUACAUGCCUUGUCUUUAUGUGUACAAUAAGGUGGAUCAGAUCUCCAUCGAGGAGGUGGACCGCCUGGCUCACAGACCUCACAGUGUCGUCAUCAGUUGUGGGAUGAAGCUGAACCUGGACUACCUUCUGGAGCGCUUGUGGGAGUAUCUGGCUCUCAUCUGCAUUUUUACCAAGAAAAGAGGAGAACGCCCGGACUUCAAUGAUGCCAUCAUCAUGAGGAGAGGAGCGAGUGUAGAACAUGUGUGCCAUCGAAUUCACAGAACCUUAGCCAGCCAGUUUAAAUACGCUCUUGUGUGGGGAACCAGUACCAAGUACAGUCCUCAGAGGGUGGGACUGACUCAUGUCAUGGAGCACGAGGACGUCAUCCAGAUCGUGAAGAAGUGAAUUGGAGCUCCUCAGGAGUUGCUCUGGUGUACUGCAGAAAUCACCACCAGUUUUAUUCGACAGAGCCGGGGACUGAUCUGUGUUGAUUUGGGAGCAAACCGUGUGCGGGGUGAUGCAGAAGAUGAAUGGAAAAGAUUAAAAUUCAUAAAUGUUUAAA